CAACUGCGAAACUCCAGUCACACUGAAUUCAAACAGGUUGCGACAACAGACGAGGAAGCUAUGGCUGCGAGUAGGACAUUGAGAAUAGGCUUGAUCCCCGGUGAUGGUAUUGGCCGAGAGGUCAUCCCGGCCGGUCGACGCGUGUUGGAAUCCUUGCCAUCAUCACUGGGAUUGAAUUUCUCCUUUGUGGACCUCGAUGCCGGGUACGAGCACUUCAAGCAGACGGGAACGGCGUUGCCAGACAAGACGGUGGAGACACUUCAGAAGGAAUGUGACGGUGCUCUAUUUGGAGCAGUGAGCUCCCCCACCACCAAAGUCGCCGGAUACACAUCGCCGAUUGUAGCUCUGCGCAAGAAGCUGUCUCUGUACGCCAACGUUCGACCAUGCAAGACGACGGCAUCGCCCGCAUUCGCUUCCCCUACACCACACCCGAUCGAUCUGGUCAUUGUGCGUGAAAACACCGAGGAUCUGUACGUCAAGGAGGAGAAGACAUAUCCUGACCCGUCCGGAGACGGCACCAUCGCCGAGGCCAUCAAGCGAAUUUCGAGCAAGGCCACAUGGCGGAUCGCCAACAUUGCCGGCGAGAUUGCGGUGCGACGACAGAAGAUGAGAGAGGCGGCUGAGGGCGCUGAGAAGAAGGCUAUGGUCACCAUUACUCACAAGUCCAACGUCUUGAGUCAAACUGAUGGCUUGUUCCGUUCGACUGCUAGAGAGGCGUUGGCUCAACCUCAAUUCUCUUCCAUUGGCGUCGAAGAGCAGAUCGUCGACAGUAUGGUCUACAAAUUAUUCCUGCAACCCCAGUACUACGACGUCAUUGUCGCCCCUAACCUGUACGGUGACUUGCUCUCAGACGGUGCCGCUGCUCUGGUUGGUUCUUUGGGUUUGGUGCCUUCGGCCAAUGUUGGCGAGGGCAUCGUCAUUGGCGAGCCUUGUCACGGCUCGGCUCCUGAUAUUGAAGGCAAGGGUAUUGCCAACCCCAUCGCCACCAUCAGAAGUGUCGGUGUCAUGCUCGAGUUCCUUAAUCUGCCAGAAGCUGCCAAUGUCAUCUACAAAGCAGUGGAUGCAAAUCUAGCAGAGGGCAAAUUCGUCAGCCCUGAUUUGGGUGGUCAAGCUACCACCGACCAAGUUGUAAAUGACAUCCUGAAGAGGCUCUAGACCAUCUUGAACCUCCCUAUAUAAAACUUGAUAGAAACCGAAUGCUACAAGACAUCACUUUUUACUUCUGUCAAAC
Molecule: messenger RNA, 1231 nt
Organism: Exophiala mesophila
Lineage: Eukaryota; Fungi; Ascomycota; Eurotiomycetes; Chaetothyriales; Herpotrichiellaceae
Exons: 4
Coding region: 61-1155 (364 amino acids)
Biological process (GO): isocitrate metabolic process; tricarboxylic acid cycle
Cellular component (GO): mitochondrion
Molecular function (GO): isocitrate dehydrogenase (NAD+) activity; magnesium ion binding; NAD binding
Source: RefSeq, a predicted model, not a curated record